Molecule: messenger RNA, 670 nt
Organism: Saitoella complicata NRRL Y-17804
Lineage: Eukaryota; Fungi; Ascomycota; Saitoellomycetes; Saitoellales; Saitoellaceae
Exons: 3
Coding region: 58-516 (152 amino acids)
Source: RefSeq, a predicted model, not a curated record
CGUAAAACCAACAGAACAACUCCAUUGAAGGCCUAGGAAGGUCGCAAACGGUUCGAAAUGCUCGGUGAGAUAUGCGACAAUAGCACACGGUCCAUAGUUAUCGAGAACUACAUCGAGGGCUAUGAUGUUCACCAACUCAGUGAGAUCAUCAACCGAUCGGUACGAACCAUUUACAGGAUUGUCAAGAGAUUCGAGGAGGAAGGCACCCAUGAGCGCCUCCCUACCACGCACUGUGGUAGGACGCCUCAGAUUGACUCCCGCAUAGGCAUGCAUAUCAAGGCCCUGUAUGAUCUGAACCCUACCCUAUACCAGGAUGAUUGCGCAGAGUUUAUGAACCAGGAAUUUGCCACUUCACUAUCGAAGUACCAUCAGAACGGAACGGCAUUUUACGUGCGCAACACGCCAUAUCAAUGGCUGAAUACAGUCAAGAACAACUGGUCUUUCUCGAUGAGUCUGCUGUCGAUGAGAGGACUGCUACCCGGAAAUUUGGAUAUGCGCCAGUCGGUACUAGGGUGAUGGAGGAGAGACCGUUUGCUUGAACCAAACGUUGGAGCAUAUUGCCUGCACUUACCUCGACAGGGCUGCAUGCUUUAUCGGUCUUUCAGGGAUCCUUCAAUGCUGAUCGAUUUGUCGAAUUCGUCGAACAUGAACUGCUACCAAUUCUCAACCC